Molecule: messenger RNA, 1059 nt
Organism: Macroventuria anomochaeta
Lineage: Eukaryota; Fungi; Ascomycota; Dothideomycetes; Pleosporales; Didymellaceae
Product: putative UPF0160 protein C27H6.8
Exons: 2
Coding region: 1-1059 (352 amino acids)
Cellular component (GO): cytoplasm; nucleus
Source: RefSeq, a predicted model, not a curated record
AUGUCCGCAGAGCACCCCGCCAAAAAGGUCAACAUGUCCACCAUUAAGAUCGCAACGCACAAUGGUCACUUCCACGCCGACGAGUCGCUGGCUGUCGCCAUGCUGAAGAACCUUCCCACCUACGUCGACGCUGAGCUCGUCCGUACCCGCGACCCAGCCAAGCUGGCCGAAUGCCACACUGUUGUCGAUGUAGGCGGCGAGUACGAUGACAACGCGAAGCGCUACGACCACCACCAGCGCGGCUUCGACACCGUCUUCCCGGGCCACAACACCAAGCUUUCGUCGGCCGGUCUUGUGUACCUCCACUUCGGCAAAGACAUCAUCUCAGCCAUUACUGGACUGCCAGAGGGCGCCGACCGCGAUCUCCUCUUCGAGAAGAUCUACACCGACUUCAUUGAGGCAUUCGACGCCAACGACAACGGCGUGAACGUCUUUUCGCCAAAGGACGUUGAGAAGGCAGGAAUCCAGAAGCAGUUCGAGGACCGCGGUUUCAGCAUCGCCAGCGUUGUCAACCGCUACAACUACGGGCCCUCCACCGGAGACGCUAGCACAGAGGAGGAGAAGCAGGCACGAGAGGACCAGCGCUUCCUCAAAGCGUCGCAGUUCGUUGGCGAGCAAUUCACCAUCGAGGUCACCGACCGCGCUCAGUCAUGGCUCCCAGCCCGUCACAACGUCAAGGCAGCCUACGAUAACCGUCUGCAGUACGACCCUCAGGGACGCAUCUUGGUCCUGCCUGAGGGCAUGCCGUGGGCUGACCACCUUUACACACUCGAGAAGGAGUCACAGAUCCCCCAGGGCGUCGCACCGCAGGUCCUGUACGUUCUCUUCCCUGAGGACAAGCCACAGGGCAAGUGGCGCAUCCGCGCUGUCAGCAAGGAGAACGGCGGUUUCCAAAACCGCAAGGACCUCCCUGAUGCGUGGAAGGGUGUCCGUGAUGCUGAGCUCGACAAGGUCUCUGGUAUCGAGGGCUGUGUCUUUGUACACGCUGCUGGAUUCAUUGGUGGCAACAAGACCUUCGAUGGCACCCUGGCCAUGGCCAAGAAGGCGCUGGAGCUGUAG